Molecule: messenger RNA, 775 nt
Organism: Erinaceus europaeus (western European hedgehog)
Lineage: Eukaryota; Metazoa; Chordata; Mammalia; Eulipotyphla; Erinaceidae
Gene: FDX2
Product: ferredoxin 2
Exons: 5
Coding region: 18-566 (182 amino acids)
Biological process (GO): positive regulation of oxidoreductase activity; P450-containing electron transport chain
Cellular component (GO): mitochondrion
Molecular function (GO): 2 iron, 2 sulfur cluster binding
Source: RefSeq, a predicted model, not a curated record
GUCACGUGGCGCCUGUCAUGGCGGCCCCCAUGGCCCGCGGCGGCGUGAGCGCGGGCAUCGUGCUGCGGGCGGCCCGGGGCGCCUGGCGGAGCCGGGACGGGGGCCUCUGGGGGGACGGGGUGGCGGCGGCGACCAGCCGGCAGUUCCGGGUGACAGGCUCACGCCCGGCGGGCGAGGAGGAGGAGGAUGGCGGCCCUGAGCGGCACGGGGACGUGGUGAACGUGGUCUUCAUCGACCGCUCGGGCCAGAGGGUCCCCGUGAGCGGCAGAGUCGGGGACAAUGUGCUUCAUUUGGCCCAGCGCCAUGGGGUGGACCUGGAAGGGGCUUGCGAAGCCUCCCUGGCUUGCUCCACCUGUCACGUGUACGUGAGCGAGAAGCACUUAGACCUUCUGCCACCACCCGAGGAGAGGGAGGACGACAUGCUAGACAUGGCGCCGCUGCUGCAGGAGAACUCGAGACUCGGCUGCCAGGUGGUCCUCACGGCCGAGCUGGAAGGCGCGGAAUUCACACUCCCCAAGAUCACCCGCAAUUUCUACGUGGACGGCCACGUUCCCAAGCCCCACUGAAGCGGGAAAGCCGGGCCUCCCCAAGACUCCUGGCCGGGACUGGAGCCUGGCCCCGGGCUCGGAUCAAUGGACAGAUCCCCCCCCAAGAGGAGUGUCAAGGGCGGCGGGGAGGGGUCGGGGCACCCCACCCAACCCCUCACCCUGAGAUUCGGGGUCCGGAAAAGGGGGCGAAAUGUACCCACAAAGACAAUAAAGCUGCCUCACACGGA